Clonostachys byssicola is the source of this 738-nucleotide messenger RNA. NCBI's taxonomy places the organism in Eukaryota, Fungi, Ascomycota, Sordariomycetes, Hypocreales, Bionectriaceae. The record is from the annotation of a GenBank genome assembly.
AUGGAGUGGACAUACAUAUCCCAGACCCCCUUGGGCGGAAUAUAUCUUAUUGUAUUUCUUCUUUCGCUCAAUCUUGCUUUCGGCAUUGUGGUCAUCACGCAUCGCGCGUUAGGGUGCAAGCUAGGCGGGAUUCUCAGCCGUUUAUGGUGGAUGAGGUGUUCAGCCGUGGUGCUUUUCACGUACGAGAUGUCCCGGAUCAUGAUUGCACACUUACUCACGUUUACUUGCAGGUGGCAUGUGGCCUUCCUUGUUGGCGUCUUUGCAGACCUUUACAGCCCCAAAUACUGGAAUUUUGAUACCAUUACCCAACAAGAAACAAGAAUCUCGAAUAUAUUGUUGGUGGAAAAACUAUGUUAUCGCCAGAUGAUCAUAGGUGAAGUAUGGUUUUGGGUGUUGUGUUCUUCUUCACUACAGACAAGAAACCUUAGAGCUGCAAUGUUACGCCUUGUUCCCGCUACUAUUGGUAUUUGUCUGAGAGGUUGGGCUGAGAAGGCAGAACAACCAGAUGUGUCACCGAGUGGUAUCAUUUGGGGAUCGGCUUUUAUCAUGAUACAACUGUUUCUCGCUAUACACCUCCGGAAACCAAGUUCUAGGGACAUGCGAGAAAAUGAGGAAGAUUAUGUCUCCGCCUGUGAUUUGUACGAUAGAGCCCAGUUUCGAAGACGGAAUGAUUCAGAUCGCUGGAUACCAUCAAUUAGAUGGAAGUUGUUCAACACCAGUCAUUUGUGGCAAGGGUAG